This is a messenger RNA of Closterium sp. Naga37s-1, 6090 nucleotides long. The record is from the annotation of a GenBank genome assembly. NCBI's taxonomy places the organism in Eukaryota, Viridiplantae, Streptophyta, Zygnematophyceae, Desmidiales, Closteriaceae.
AUGCGGGCACACUACGUCCGCUUACUGCCUGUCUUAGUGCACUUCUAUUACCAUUCUAUGCGCCCCGUUCUCGCUCUGACGCCUCACAACUCCCUUCCUCAUCCUCUUCCUCCCUCCCCUUCCCCCUCCUCCAACCCUCUUUCCACUCUCCUCCCUUCCCCCCCCCCUCUUUCCCCCUCCCUUCCUCUCCCGUCCCCCCCUCUUCCCCUGCCCCCCGCUCCGCUCGUCCCCAUUUCUCAGUCCGUGCAAGUCUUCGUGCGCGUGGGGAGGGGCGACUCGCUCCGCGUGCUCGCGCGCACCUUCAACUGCACGCCCGCGGAUUUCAUUCGCGCCAACACCGAUUUCAUUCGCAACAGCGGAGACGUAAUCUACGAGGGCGAUAUGCUGCGCGUUCCCUCCUUCGCCUGGACCGGCACCGCGCCGCCCGGCCUCCAAGACCGCAUAGUGAUUAAGAACGUCGACGAGUCGGGGUCGUCCGCCGGAUUAGGCGCCGCCGCAACCGCCGCCGUCGCUGCGGUGAAGACUAAGGCGCAAGCUUUGAUCACGUCUGUGGGGACGGCGGCGGGGGGAGCCGGGGGCUUGGGGGGGAUCGGCGGAGCGCAGGGCGGAAUGCUGCUCGGGGCGAUCGGGCUGGCGCUGAUUGUGGUGGGCGGAGUGGCGGUAGGGCGGAAGAAGUCCGCCAAAUCGGCGGCACCAGCGGAAGCAGUGACGCCGCUAGCGGGAGCAUCCGUGGCUGCAAAAGCACGCAUUCUCUUGCUAUGCUAUGACCCCACAUCCUCUCCAUUCUCUUCUCGCAGCUCGCGUGAUUCCCGCUUGACAUACUUCACCGCUUUCUUCCUCCCUUGCCAAGUCAAGCCCAUUCUCAACGGCAUGUCCUGCACUAUCAUUCCAAAACGCCUCCUCCCCUCUCCCUCCCCUUGCAUCACUUCCCCUCCGCGCAUCACCUUCCCCUCCCCUUGCAUCACUUCCCCUCCGCGCAUCACCUCCCCCUCCCCUUGCAUCACUGCCCCUCCCCUUGCAUCACCUCCCCUCCGCGCAUCACCUCCCUCAGGGCCUUACUCCGACGCAUCUGAACCCACGGCUCUUCCCAACAAGCUCCUGCAAGCGUCCGUCCUCUCCACCGCUGCUGCAGCUUCUGCCACUGCCGCUUCCCCUAAAACAACUGGCCCGUAUUCAGACCCUUCACAGACUGUGAAUCUGCCAACUCCUGUCGCCGCUACUGCUGCUGCUGCUGCUUCUCCUGCUAAGACUACACUUGCUGCAGCAUCCGGGCCAUAUUCCGAUGCUUCAGAGACAAAUAGACUGCCUAGCAAGAUGAUGCAGGCGUCUGUUCUCCCCUCCUCCUCCUCCCCUGCUACUCCUGCUAAGACCGUCCCAGCAGCAACUGGACCGUACUCUGUUGCUAUGGAGGUUAUCAGCGCAUCCCCCAAGCUACAGAGGUCCGCCUCCUCCUCCUCCUCCCCUGCUGCUGCUGCUCCUGCUGCUGCCGCCGCCGCUGCUGCUCCUGCUAAGAGCUCCAUUGCUGCAGCAUCCGGGCCGUAUUCCGAUCCUUCGGAGUCUGUCAAUCUGCCCAACAAGUUGCGCCAGGCGUCUGUUCUCCCCACCUCUGCUGCUGCUAAGAGUGCCACUGCUGCUGCUGCAGCAGCCGGGCCGUAUACCGACGCUUCGCAGGUUGUGAAACUGCCAGUCCCUCCUGCCUCCCCUGCUGCUGCUGCUCCUGCUAAGGCCGUCGCAGCAACCGGACCGUACUCCGAUCCGUCAGAGACUGUCAAUCUGCCCAACAAGCUGCGCCAGGCGUCAGUUCUCCCCACCGCUUCUGCUGCUGCCUGUGCUGCAGCUGCAGCUGAUGCUCCAUCAACCGGACCAUACUCUGAUGCGUCAGUGACCGAGAACCUGCCUGCUAAGAAGCCUCCUGUGGCCCCCACCCCCUCCGCUGCCCCUGCUGCUCCCGCUAAGGCCUCAGCGUCUGGGCCGUAUUCUGAUCCUUCAGAGACUGUCAAUCUGCCCAACAAGCUGCGCCAGGCGUCGGUUCUCCCCACCACCCCUGCUGCUGCUCCUGCCAAGGCCGCAGCAACAGGGCCAUACUCCGACGCUUCAGAGGCUGAGAAGAUGUACCCACCCACACAGAUGUACCCUUCCUCCCCCCUCCUCUGCGUGCCUCCCUUCACCCUUUCAUGCCCUCAUUCUAGCAUUCUCUCCCUUUUCUGGCCCUCAAUACGGAAACUCCUUCCCUUGCGUGCCGAGGAGGAGAACUGGCGCAAGAUCCAGGAGCUGAUCAAGACGUCUAUCCCUGCACUUGCUGUCGGGCUUGGCACUGUUGCCACCGUCACUGGCGGAUUCCAAGGGGCCAUGGAGGCCAUAGGGCUCACAGCAGUCACAUCCUUCAUUGGAUACGACCUUCUUUGGGCCGAGCAGAGGAAGCAACUGCUGAAGGACCUGAAGAGCAUCAAGAGUCCAGACGACGUCAAGAAGUUUGUUGAGGAGCGUGGCAUCGCUCCCAACAUUCGUCUCGUUCCAACAGCCCCCUUCUUCAACUCCCCCCUGCUUCGCCGCACCCCCCCCUACUUCCCCUUUCCCCCACCCCCCCAUCCCACCCACUCCCCUCCCAUUCCUCGCACUUUCUCCUUUUCCCAUCCCCCCUCCUCUUCCCCCCCCCCCACUUCUUCAACUUUCCCCCUUCCCCUUCCCCUCACCCCCUUCCGACCGACCCCGUCCCAAUCCCUUUCCGGUCCACCAAACCCCGCUCCUGGUCACCCGGCGGUGGUCUCUGGUGGCCCUGACUCCCUGGUGCGGGCAGCAGUCGAGGUGGGGAGGGAGCUGCACGGCUCUCUUUUCUUUCUCACCAACCUCCCCCUUCCCUUUCCCCUUCCGCUCGCUCUUUUUGGACUGACCUUCUCCCCAUCCCUUCCCGUCGAGGUGGGGCGGGAGCUACACGGCUCUCUCUUCUUCACCAACCUCUCUGAUGCCCCGCGCGUGCUCAAACUCUUGUUUGCCGCAAACAGGCCGUACGGCAUCGUGGAUGGGGACACAUUUCUGCUACCGCCCAAUGCAUUCCAGGAGAAGAAAGUCACGUGUGGAGCGUUCGCGAAGCGGCCCUUCUGGUUCCCCACCGACUCGUUCCAGCUGGAGGUGUAUGCUGCUGCCACCGUGGGCGAGGUGGCUAAUGGCCCAAACUCUGGGUUGCUGGGGCGCAAGCAGCUGCCAGUGACGUUCCUAGAGACGGGAGCGCAACCCCCCAGCAUGCUGCGCUCCCCUUCGCAACCCCCUCUCGACCCAUCCCAGGCGGAGCAGCAGCAGCAGGCACUGGCAUCAACCCAGGCAGCGCUGCAGCAGUGUGACCAGUCACUGCAGGUGCAUCGGGAGGCGCUGGUGCUGCUGACAGGCAAGCUGGACCACCGUGGAGAUGAGCUGGAGGCUGCCAGAGGGAAGAUUCAGCAGCUUGAUGAUGCCCUUGCCAUGGCAGAAAGGCAGCUGGCAAAGCUCCAAAGGGAGGCAGCCAGUCGCCCCCCCGUCAUGCCAGGAAACCUCUCCUCCUCCUCCACCUCCUCCUCCUCCUACUCGGAAGCACGGGAGCUGCAGCGGCUGCAGGGGCUGCUGGAGGCAGCAGAGGAGAGGGCCAAGGACGCCAACAGCGAGUCACGGCAGCUGUACCUCGAGUGUGAGGGGCUGCGCAGGCAACUGGAGGAGGAGCAGCAGCGCAGCAGCAACAGUCUGCAGGGAGCGCAGCAGGUGGAGGAGAAGCUACUGGAGGCACUCGCAGCAGCAGACAGUGCCAGGCAGCGCCUGGCAGCAGCGCUGCAGGACAAUGCAUUGCUGGAGGAGGCAAAGGUGCACGCAGAGAGGGAGAGGGCGAGUGUGCACAUGCAGAUGCGGGCUCUGAGGGCGGAGAAGGUGGAGGUGGAAGGGCAGGUGGGGCGCCUGCAGCGCACCAUGGAUAAGCUGCGCCUCUCGCAAGUUCCCCGCCUGCGACUCAUUGCCGACCUGGCAGCAACGCGCAUGAAGGGGGAGCGGCUGGAAGAAGAGAAGGCGCAACUGCUGCAGCACAUGCAGGAGAUGGAGGAGGACCUGCGCCGCACUGCCCGCACACAGACGGGCGAUUGCAGCGAGACUUCAUCACUGUCUGGUGUUGAGAGUGUAGGAGGAGGGACAGGGGGAGGGAUGGAGGAGGAGGCAGGGGCAGCAGCCUCCUCCUCCACAGUGACUAUCCUGGAGCAACAGCGGCAGCUAAUGGAUCUGGAGCAACGGCUGAGAGAGGAGGAGGAGAGAUGCAGGGAGCUGCAGGAGAGAGUGAGGGAGGCUGAGGAGAGAGUGAGGGAGGCAGAUGAGAGAGUGAGGGAGAGCGAGAAGAAGGCACAGGAGGUGGAGGAGAGGGAGGUAGAGGUGGUGGAGUGGGAGAAAGAUCUGGAAAAGAAGGAGAAGCAGCUGGCGGCAAGAGAGGCAAUGCUCAAGAGCGGCAGUGUGGCGAGCAGCAUUGGGAGCAGGAGGGGAGAGGAGGGUUGGGAGGUGGUGGGAGGAUUCAGUGGCUCGCAAUUCGACCAGCAGCACGAGCAGGAGAGAGACACAAGCGCAUGGGCUCAGGGUGACCGCUUGAAAGAGCAGGAGGAGCGCGUGAAGGAGCAGGAGGGUGCGAUACUGGACCUGCUGGGGAAGGUGCAGGAGCAGCAGCAGCGGAUCACGGCUCUGGAGGAGCAGCUGCAGCAGCAGGAACAGCGGGUUACGGAGCUGGAGGAGGAAAGGGGGGAGCUGGAGCAGCAGCUCGAUGCCAGCAGGGCUGCUGUGGUUGAGGCGGAGGAGAGAGUCCAGGCUGCCACUGCCGCUGCUGCUGCGGCGGCAGCAACAGCCGCGACGGGUGGUCUUGGUGUAGCAGACCACAAUGCCAAUGGUGCUGAUGCUGAUGAUGAGGUGCAGCGGUUGCGGCAGCAGGUGCAGGAGCAGAGGCGGCAGCUGCAGGAGAACGAGGAGUCGUUUGAGCGGUGGGAGAGGAGCUACGAUGAGAGUGAGAAGCAGGUGGAGUCAUUGAAGCGCAACCUGGAGCGCAUGGUGGCAGACGCAGACGACUUCAAGGCACGCAUGCAGCAAGAGGCGCAGAGCAGUGUGGACGAGCUGCAGAGGCAGUUGUUGGAGGCCGAGGAAGCAAGGCAGAAGGCGAGACAGGAACUGGACGAGGCGAACCAGCGAGUGGAGCAGCUGCAGCGGCAAGGGGAGCAGGCGGAACAGUUAGAAGCAGAGCUAGAGGAUGAGGCGAACCAGCGAGUGGAGCAGCUGCAGGCGCAAGGAGAGCAGGCGGAGCAGCUAGAAGCAGAGCUAGAGGCGCUGAGGGGGAGAGUGCGCGCAGCAGAGGAGGAGGCGGAGCGGGCGAGGGAGAGGGAGGAGGGGUUGAGGGCGGAGGUGGAGGUCAGGGAGGAGGAGGUGCGGGUGCUGCAGGCGGCAGUGGAAGAGAAGCGCGAGGAAGUUGAGCAGGCAGAAGCAGCACGUGGCAUGCUGGCAGGGCUGCAGCAGAGCGUGCAGGAGAAGGCUGCGGUGGUGGAGAACCUGGAGGCUGCUCUGCGCCGCACUGAAGCGGACUUUCAUGAGAGUGAGAAGAUGUGUGACUAUCUCAAGACCAGGCUCGCCACAGUGCAGGGGGACCUGCAGGCACAAGUGCUGGCGUCCGCGGACCAUGCAGUCUCUGACGGCUCUGCCAUGCUGCAGCAGCAGAUCGACUCGCUCCGAGCCGCACUGGACCGCAAGGACGCAGAGCUGGACGAGGCGAGUGAGCGGCUGGCAGCAGCGGAGAGGCAGCUGGAGGAUGCCCGGGAGGUGGCUCGCAGAGAGACAGAGCAGCGCGAACUGCACGCGGAGGAGGUGGCGCGCGCGCGGCUGCACAUAGCGGUGGUGGAGCGGGAGAAGAAGGAGCUGGAGGGGCUGCGAGCCUCAGCAGGGCCGGAAAUGCUGGGCGUGCAGAGGGAGAAGGAGGAGGCGGAGGAGCGGGUGAGGGAGAUGGAGGGGGUGGUCAUGCAGCUCAAGACGCGCGAGAGGGAGCUGCAAGGCGCCAUCCAGUCAGGACACGUUCAGUACCAGACCUUGCAAUCCACACUUUCAGCCAACAUC